This is a messenger RNA of Polyodon spathula (Mississippi paddlefish), 14945 nucleotides long. RefSeq names its product plectin-like. Bases 775 to 14553 code for a protein of 4592 amino acids. The transcript has 32 exons. Gene Ontology annotation, molecular function: structural constituent of cytoskeleton; ankyrin binding; structural constituent of muscle. Gene Ontology annotation, biological process: wound healing; intermediate filament cytoskeleton organization; hemidesmosome assembly. NCBI's taxonomy places the organism in Eukaryota, Metazoa, Chordata, Actinopteri, Acipenseriformes, Polyodontidae. Gene Ontology annotation, cellular component: intermediate filament; focal adhesion; perinuclear region of cytoplasm. The record is from RefSeq and is a predicted model, not a curated record.
AGCAAGUCAGUGACUGGGCUGAGAACUGGGCCUGGGAAUGCCUGGCUUGUUUGCUAAACAGUCUGACUGAAUCGGUCCCAGUAACCACAGUAAAUAGUGAACCACAGGAAUGAGCUUUUUGUAAAAGUUUUAUGACAUGUUAAUGACUAGUAGUAAGAAUUUAAAUUAAUCAGCAGUUUUUUUUUUUUUUUAUUAGACUAAAAAAGAAGUCCAGUUGGUCUCCUAUGUGGACGCUGUACCUUUAGGCACAUUCUUCCGUAAUGUAACACUCAGAAAUCCUUGUGGUUACACAGUGAAGUGUUUACUGCUACCACACCUUGCUCACUCACUCACUCACUCAACCUCCACUCCCCUAAGUCCACACCUAUGUGACAAAUCGAGGGAGGAGCCAUAGGGAACAAGGACCAUUGCAGCAAAGAAGGCUGUCUAAGGCAGGCCCACAGUGUGUCGCUUGCAGAACUAAAAGGGCAGAGCUUAGAAGAAAGAGAGAGAGAGAGAGAGAGAGAGAGAGAGAGAGAGAGAGAGAGAGAGAGAGAGAGAGAGAGAUUAUAGGUUAAGAGUGAAUCGAAGCCUAGAGAGCCAUACACACCCACACAAGGGCAUUAACUGUGCCCUGUUUUCAGUAGCUGGAAGAUAUUAGGAAUGACAAGAAGGAAUAGCAGCAGCUCACAGUAUCUGGUCUGCUAAGCUAACUAGUGUAGAUUUAAAAAAAAAAAAAAAAAAGUUUUGGCUUCUGUGUAAAAAAAAAAAAAUUAGUUAACAGAAGAAAAAGAAAUGUCUGGAUAUGAUCGUUCUAGAAGUCGUUCCACGGAUAGUCUGGGCAGAGAGAGAGUUGCCCCGGAAGAGGGAUAUUACCAGGGGAUGCUCAAAGCCACAGAUGCAAGGAAAGAUGAACGAGACAGAGUGCAGAAGAAGACUUUCACGAAAUGGGUGAACAAGCACCUGAUGAAGGCCCAGCGCCACAUCAGUGACCUGUAUGAAGACCUCAGGGAUGGACACAACCUGAUCUCACUGCUGGAGGUCCUCUCCGGGGAGACCCUGCCCCGUGAGAAAGGGCGCAUGCGUUUCCACAAGCUGCAGAAUGUACAGAUUGCACUGGACUUCCUCAAACACCGCCAGGUUAAGCUUGUGAAUAUCCGAAACGAUGACAUUGCAGACGGAAACCCCAAGCUGACCCUGGGGCUAAUAUGGACAAUCAUCCUCCACUUCCAGAUCUCUGAUAUCCAGGUGUGCGGGCAGUCAGAGGACAUGACAGCCAAAGAGAAGCUCCUGCUGUGGUCCCAGCGAAUGGUGGAGGGCUACCAGGGUCUGCGCUGUGACAACUUCACCACCAGCUGGAGGGAUGGCAAGCUGUUCAACGCAGUGAUCCACAGGCACAGGCCAAUGCUGAUCGACAUGAACAAAGUGUACCGACAGACGAACCAUGACAACCUGGAGCAGGCCUUCACUGUGGCAGACCGGGAGCUGGGGGUCACCCGACUGCUGGACCCAGAAGAUGUGGAUGUCCCCCAUCCUGAUGAGAAGUCCAUCAUUACAUAUGUGUCCUCUCUCUACGAUGCCAUGCCACGCGUUCCUGACGUCCAGGAUGGGGUCAAAGCCAACGAACUGGAACUCCGAUGGCAGGAGUACUAUGAGCUGGUCACCUUGCUGCUGCAGUGGAUUCGACACCAAGUCAUCGUCUUGGAAGAGAGGAAGUUCCCCAGCAGCUACGAGGAGAUCGAGGUCCUGUGGCGACAGUUCCUGAGGUUUAAGGAAACUGAGCUCCCGGCUAAGGAGGCUGACAAGAACCGCUCCAAGAGCAUCUACAAGUCCUUUGAGGGUGCUGUGCAGGCUGGCCAGGUCAAGGUCCCUCCCGGUUACCAUCCCAUCGAUGUUGAGAAGGAAUGGGGCCGUCUUCACGUGGCAAUACUGGAGAGAGAGAGGCUGCUCAGGACAGAAUUCGAGAGGCUGGAGAGGCUCCAGAGAAUCGUCAGUAAGAUCCAGAUGGAGUCCGGUGUGUGUGAGGAGCAGCUGAACCAGGUGGACUCUCUCUUACAGAUGGACAUCCGCCUGAUGAGUGCUGGGAAAGCGCCUCAGAACUCAGGGGAGAUCGAGAAAGAGCUCGACAAAGCUGACGGGAUGAUCCGCCUCCUCUUCAACGACGUGCAGGCCCUGAAGGAUGGGCGCCACCCCCAGGCUGAGCAGAUGUACAGGAGGGUUUACCGCCUCCAUGAGCGCUUGGUGGCUCUGCGCACCGACUACAACCUGCGUAUCAAUGCUGGUGCUUCCCAGUCUUCGAUCACCAUGACCCAGCAGAGCAUGACCCAGCAGAGCAUGAGCUCACGGCAGAGACCGGAGCUGGACGAUGUGACGCUGCACUACGUUCAGGACCUGCAGGCCUGGGUGGAGGAGAACCAGAGGCGCAUCGACGGGGCUGAGUGGGGGGUCGACCUGCCCUCUGUGGAGUCCCAGCUGGGCAGCCAUCGGGGCCUGCACCAGUCCAUCGAGGACUUCCGCUCCAAGAUCGAGCGGGCACGCGCUGACGAGAAUCAGCUGUCCCCUGUCAGCAAGGGAUCCUACAGAGAAUACCUUGGGAAGCUGGAUCUGCACUACGCUAAGCUGCUGAAUUCCUCCAAGUCACGUCUGCGUCACCUGGACAACCUCCACGGUUUCGUGUCUGCAGCCACCAAAGAGUUAAUGUGGCUAAACGACAAGGAGGAGGAAGAGGUGAACUACGACUGGAGCGACCGCAACACCAACAUGUCGGCCAAGAAGGACAACUACUCGGGUCUGAUGCGGGAGCUGGAGCAAAAAGAGAGGAAGAUCAACAGCACUCAGGCCACGGGAGAGCAGCUGCUGAAGGAGGGCAACCCUGGCAGGAAGACUGUCGAGGCAUUCAUGGCAGCCCUGCAGACGCAAUGGAGCUGGAUACUCCAGCUGUGCUGUUGCAUCGAGGCACACCUGAAGGAGAACACAGCCUACUUCCAGUUCUUCUCAGAUGUGAAAGAGUCUGAGGAGUACCUGAAGAAGAUGCAGGAGUCCAUGAAGAAGAAGUACAGCUGCGACCGAACGGUCACUGUCACACGUCUAGAGGACCUUCUGCAGGAUGCCAUGGAUGAGAAGGAGCAGCUCAGUGAGUACAAAGGACAGCUGGCCGGUCUCAGUAAACGUGCGAAGGCCAUCGUUCAGCUCAAGCCUCGCAAUGCUGCCAACCCUUUGAAGAGCAAGCUUCCUGUCCAGGCUGUGUGUGACUUCAAGCAGAUGGAGAUCACUGUUCACAAGGGGGACGAGUGUGUUCUGCUAAAUAACUCCCAGCCCUACAAGUGGAAGGUGCUGAAUGCUUCUGGUAACGAAGCUGUGGUGCCGUCUGUCUGCUUCCUUGUCCCACCUCCCAACAAGGAAGCCCUUGAUGCAGUCAGCAGCCUGGACUCCAGCCACCAGAAGCUGGUGACCAUGUGGCAUUGCCUGCACGUCGAUAUGAAGAGCAUGCUGUCUUGGCAGUACCUGAUCCGGGAUAUCCAGCAGAUCAAGUCCUGGAACAUCACUAUGUUCAAGACCAUGAAGCAAGAGGAGUACAUGCUGAUCCUGCGCAACCUGGAGCUUCACUAUCAGGACUUCAUGCGGGACAGCCAGGACUCGCAGCUCUUCGGGGCUGAUGACCGCAUGCAGAUAGAAAGCGAAUACAGCAGGACAUCGCAGUACUACGAGAGGCUGCUCCGCACGCUCGAGAAAGGGGAACAUGAUGAGUCUGUGUGUAAGAGCUUCGUCACCCAAAUCAAAGACAUCCGUCUGCAGCUGGAGGGCUGCGAGUCACGCACCAUCAACAAGAUCCGCUCCCCCUUUGAAAAGGACCCCCUGAAGGACUGCUCCCAGAGGAUCACUGAGCAGAAGCAAAUUCAAGUGGAGCUGGAGGGGAUCAAGAAGAACCUCAACAAGGUGACUGAGAAGACAGAAGCCGUCCUGGCCUCUCCUGAGCAGUCAGGUUCUGUCCCGGUCCUGCGUUCUGAGCUGGACAUCACCCUGAAAAAAAUGGACCAGGUCUACAGCCUGUCCACCGUCUAUCUGGACAAGCUGAAGACCAUUGACCUGGUGAUCCGCAGCACACAAGGGGCAGAGGAACUGGUCAAGAAGUAUGAGGACCGUCUGAGGGAGGUCAAUAAUGUUCCCGCUGACGACAAGGAGCUGGAGACCUGCCGCACACAGCUGAAGAAAACCCGCAGCGAGGCUGAGGGAUGCCAGCCUGUGUUUGACGGUCUGGAGGCCGAGCUGACCAGCGCUUCAGCAGUGAGCGAGCGUCUGUCCCGCGUGCACAGCGAGCGUGAUGCUGACCUGGAUCGAUACCGCUUGUGUGUGAACGGCCUGCUGGAGCGCUGGCAGGGCAUCUUUGCACAGAUAGACCUGCGCCAGCGUGAGCUGGAGCAGCUGGGCCGCCAGCUCCGCUACUACCGUGAGAGUUACGACUGGCUCAUCACCUGGAUCGCAGACGCCAAGCAGCGGCAAGAGAACAUCCAGGCUGUGUCCAUCAGCAACAGCAAGACACUGAAAGAGCAGCUGACCCAGGAGAAGAGACUGCUGGAAGAGAUCGAGAAGAACAAAGACAAGGUGGAUGAGUGCCAGAAAUACGCCAAGGGGUACAUCGACACAAUCAAGGACUAUGAGCUUCAACUGGUGACAUACAAAGCCAUGGUGGAACCAGUGGCCUCUCCUGUCAAGAAGGCCAAAGUGGAAUCUGCAGCUGAUAACAUUAUCCAAGAGUAUGUCACCCUGAGGACCCGCUACAGUGAACUGACUACCCUAACCAGCCAGUACAUCAAGUUCAUCACAGAGACCCAGCGACGCCUGGAGCAGGAUGAGAAGGCAGCCGAGAAACUUAAAGAGGAGGAGAUGAGAAAGAUGGCAGAAAUGCAAGCCGAGUUAGACAAGCAGAAGCAGCUGGCCGAGGCUCAUGCCAAAGCUAUUGCCAAGGCUGAGAAAGAGGCCCGGGAGCUGAAGCUCAAGAUGCAGGAGGAGGUCACCAAGAGAGAGGCAGUGGCUGUUGAUGCUGAGCAACAGAAGCAGAACAUCCAGCAGGAGCUGCAGCAGCUCAGGAACAACUCGGUCACGGAAAUCAAGUCCAAGACCCAGCAAGUGGAGGAAGCCCUUUUGAGCCGCACCAGGAUUGAGGAGGAAAUACGGCUGGUCAGGAUUCAGUUGGAGACUACCGUCAAGCAGAAAUCUAGUGCUGAGGCUGAGCUUCAACAGCUGAGGCAAAGGGCUGAGGAGGCGGAGAGGCAGAGAAAAGCUGCCCAGGAAGAGGCUGAAAAACUCCUAAAACAGGUGAAAGAAGAGUCCCAGAAAAAGCGUCAGGCCGAGGAAGAGCUGAAGAAGAAAGUAGAGGCAGAAAAAGAAGCUGCCAGGCAAAAGCAAAAGGCCAUGGACGACCUGGAGAAACUGAAAUUGCAGGCGGAAGAGGCAGAACGAAGGAUGAAACAAGCAGAGAUAGAAAAGGAUAGGCAAUUUCAGGUUGCCCAAGAGGUAGCACAAAAGAGUGCUGCGGCGGAGCUUCAGAGCAAGCGCAUGUCCUUCGCUGAAAAGACAGCACAGUUGGAACAGUCUCUUAAGCAGGAGCAUGUCACCGUCACUUUUCUUCAAGAGGAGGCAGAACGUCUCAAGAGGCAGCAGGAGGAGGCAGAUAAAGCCAGAGAGGAAGCAGAGAAAGAACUAGAAAAAUGGAGACAGAAAGCCAACGAGGCCCUCCGGUUGAGACUCCAAGCAGAGGAAAUAGCCCACAAGAAGAGCCUGGCACAAGAGGAUGCUGAAAAGCAGAAAGAGGAGGCUGAGCGAGAAGCCAAGAAGAGAGCCAAGGCUGAGGAAGCUGCCUUGAGACAAAAAGAGAUGGCAGAGCACGAGCUGGAGAAGCAGAGGCAAAUUGCAGAGGGCACUGCUCAGCAGAAGCUGUCAGCUGAACAGGAACUCAUCCGACUGAGAGCUGAGUUUGAACACGGUGAACAGCAGAGAUCCCUGCUUGAGGAAGAGCUUUACCGCCUAAAAAAGGAGGUCAAUGAGGCAGUGCAACAAAGAAAACUGCUGGAAGAUGAACUAGCCAAAGUUAGGGCUGAAAUGGAGAUCCUCCUUCAGUCGAAGUCUAAGGCUGAAAAGGAAACGAUGUCUAACUCUGAGAAAAGCAAGCAGCUGCUUGAGGCCGAAGCCGCUAAGAUGAGGGAGCUUGCUGAAGAGGCCAUGAAGCUUCGGUCUAUCUCUGAAGAGUCCAAGAAACAGAGGCAACUAGCAGAGGAGGAAGCAGCUCGACAGAGAGCAGAGGCUGAAAGAAUCCUAAAGGAAAAACUGGCUGCAAUCAACGAAGCCACACGCUUAAAAGCAGAGGCAGAGAUCGCCCUGAAAGAGAAAGAGGCAGAAAAUGAGCGCCUGAGAAGGCAGGCAGAAGAUGAGGCUUACCAAAGAAAGAUCCUGGAGGAGCAAGCAUCCCAACACAAGCAAGAUAUUGAGGAGAAGAUUAAUCUUCUGAAGAAGUCUUCCGAGUCUGAACUGGAGAGGCAGAGAGCUAUUGUGGAUGAGACUUUAAAACAGAGGAGGGUUGUCGAGGAAGAGAUACGGAUACUAAAGAUCAGCUUUGAGAAAGCCUCAUCUGGCAAGCAGGACCUGGAGCUGGAGCUAAACAAACUGAAAAAUAUUGCAGAUGAGACUCAGCGUAGUAAGGAGCAGGCUGAGAAAGAAGCUGAAAAGCAACGUCAACUAGCUCUUGAGGAACAAAACAGACGCAGGGAGGCAGAGGAGAAGGUGAAGAAGAUUGCGGCUGCUGAGGAAGAAGCUGCCCGUCAACACAAGGCAGCUCAGGAUGAAGUUGAACGCCUCAAGAAGAAAGCCGAGGAGGCUAGGAAACAGAAGGAACUUUCUGAAAAAGAGGCAGAGAAGCAGAUUCAACUAGCACAACAGGCUGCCGAGAAACGGAUUGCUGCUGAAGAGAAGGCCCACGUUGUUCUCGUGCAGCAGAAAGAACAGGAGCUAAUGCAGACCAGGAUGCAGGAACAGUCGAUCCUGGAUAAGCUGAAGGAGGAGGCAGAAAAAGCCAAGAAGAUGGCAGAAGAAGCAGAAAAAGCCAAACAGAAGGCACAGCAGGAAGCGGCCCGUUUCCGACAGCAAGCUGAAGAGGCUGAGCGUCAAAAGCAGGCAGCUGAAGUUGAAGCCACCAACCAAGCUAAGGCCCAAAACGAUGCAGAACAACUGCGAAAGGAAGCAGAGAUUGAAGCAACUAAGCGUGCCCAGACUGAGGCCAUAGCUUUAAAACAGAAGGAAUUAGCAGAUGCUGAGAUGGAGAAGCACAAAAAGCUUGCAGAACAAACUGUGAAGCAAAAGACUCAAGUUGAGCAAGAGCUGAUAAAGGUGAAGCUACAGCUGGAAGAGACAGACACACAGAAGCGUCUUCUGGAUGAGGAGCUUCAUCGCCUCAAGGAUGAAGUUACUGAUGCUGCCAAGCAGAAAGCGCAAGUUGAGGAAGAGCUGUUCAAGGUCCGAAUCCAAAUGGAGGAGGUGAUAAAGCUGAAGAUCAGAAUUGAGAAUGAAAACCAGAUGCUGAUGAAAAAAGAUAAGGACAACACCCAACAGUUCCUGCAAGAGGAGGCAGAAAAUAUGAAAAAGCUGGCAGAGGAAGCCGCCCGCCUCAGCGUGGCAGCCCAAGAGGCUGCUCGUUUGAGGCAGAUAGCAGAAUCUGACUUGGCUGAACAGCGGGCCCUUGCAGAGAAAAUGUUGAAGGAGAAAAUGCAGGCCAUCCAAGAGGCAUCCAGACUGAAAGCAGAGGCAGAGAUGCUCCAGAGACAGAAAGACCUAGCCCAGGAGCAGGCCCAGAAGCUCCUGGAGGACAAACAGCAGAUGCAGCAACGACUGGAAGAGGAGAAAGAAGGGUUCCAAAAAACCCUGGAGGCUGAGCGAAGGAGACAGCUGGAGAUCACAGCUGAGGCGGAGAAGCUGAAGCUAAAGGUGUCUCAACUGAGUGAUGCUCAGUCCAGAGCUGUGGAGGAAGCCCAGAAGUUCAAGAAGCAGGCCGAUGAGAUCAGUUCUCGUCUCCAUGAGACUGAGCUCUCCAAUAAAGAGAAGUUUGCUGUGGUAGAGAAGCUGGAGGUCCAACGACUUCAGAGCAACAAAGAGUCUGAUGACCUCCGCAAAGCCAUUGCUGAACUUGAGAAAGAGAAGGCAAAACUGCAAAAAGAAGCCGAUGACUUACAGAAGAAGACAGCAGAGAUGGCAGUUGCCCAGCAAGAACAAAUCAAGCAGGAGACCCAUACUCUUCAAAAGACUUUCAUAACAGAAAAGGAGAUGCUCAUAAAGAAGGAGAAAUUUAUUGAGGAAGAGAAAUCAAAGCUGGAAAAACAGUUUGAGGAGGAGAUGAAAAAGGCCAAGGCUCUUAAAGAUGAGGAGGAGCGACAGAGGAAGCAGAUGGAAGAGGAGAAGAAGCAGCUUCAGUCCACCUUGGACACUGCUCUGAAGAAACAACAAGAUGCCGAGGAGGAGGUCUGCAGCAAACAGAAUGAGCUACAGGAGCUGGAGAAGAAAAGACUGGAGCAGGAGAAAUUGCUGGCUGAGGAGAACCGGAAGCUACGUGAAAAAUUGCAGCAGCUCCAAGUGGUGCAGAAACCAGCCCCGGCCCAAACCCACACAAGGGAGAUCAUGAUCCAGACAGAUGUUCCUGAAGAAGAACUAGUUGCCAUGACCCAAGUGGGAGUCCAGAGUGUAAAUGGCCGGGACGCAGUCGAUUCAGUGGGCAGUCCCAAGCAAAACGGAGAAGCAGGACCAACUUUUGAUGGCAUUCGUGAAAAGGUCCCUGCCAGCAGACUUCUUGAAGCUGGAAUCUUGAGCAAAAAGCUUAUGGAUAAACUGAAGAAAGGUAAAACCACUGUAGAAGAACUCGCUAAGACUGAGAACCUGAAGAAUUACCUGAAAGGAAAGAACAGCAUUGGGGGAAUCUUGCUAAAGCCUAACAAGAAAAUGAGUCUUUAUCAAGCUUUGAAGGAUAGAAUAAUUACACCAGGGACUGCCAUGGUCCUGCUGGAAGCACAAGCUGCCUCUGGGUACAUUAUUGACCCAGUAAAGAAUGCAAAGCUUUCAGUCAAUGAAGCUGUUAAAGAGGGGCUAAUUGGACCAGAGCUGCACACCAGAAUGCUCUCAGCUGAAAGAGCAGUCACAGGCUAUAAAGAUCCAUACACAGGUAGCAAGAUCUCCCUUUUUGAAGCCAUGAAAAAGGACCUGAUUAUAAAGGAACAUGGCAUUCGCCUGUUAGAGGCACAGAUAGCUACAGGUGGCAUUAUUGACCCAGUGAACAGCCACCGUGUACCAAUUGAGACUGCAUAUAAGCUGGGCUUCUUUGACGCAGAAAUGAACAAGAUUUUGUCUGACCCAAGUGAUGACACCAAAGGAUUUUUUGAUCCAAACACUCAGGAAAACCUCACUUAUCUGCAGCUGAUGGAGAGAUGUGUAACAGAUCCCGAAACCGGUCUUUGCCUCCUUCCUAUAACAGAGAAAGCAGCCAAAAGUGAACAAACCUACAGUGACGAAGAAACGAAAGAUGUGUUUAGAAAAGCCACUGUCUCCGUUCCAUUCGGCAGAUUCAAGGGCAAGACUGUCACCAUAUGGGAAAUCAUCAACUCUGAGUAUUUCACUGAGGAGCAAAGAAGGGAUCUCAUUCGGCAGUACAAGACAGGGAAAAUCACUGUGGAGAAAAUAAUCAAGAUCAUCAUCACAGUGGUGGAAGAGGGCGAGAAAAAGAAACAGGUUGCAUUUGAGGGUCUUAGGGCUCCUGUCCCCGCGAAUGAACUCUUGGAGUCCAAAAUCAUUGACAAAGACUUGUAUAACCAGUUACACCAGGGCAAAACAUCUAUUAAGGAUAUAUCUGAGCUGGAGCCAGUUAAGAAGUGCCUGAAAGGUACAAACAGCAUUGCAGGGGUUGUGAUCGAGUCAACCAAGGAGAAGUUACCCAUCUAUCAGGCAAUGAAGAAAGACUUUCUGCAACAGGGGACUGCACUUGCUCUUUUAGAGGCCCAAGCUGCCACUGGCUAUAUUAUCAACCCAGUCACUAAUGAGAAGCUUACUGUUGAUGAGGCUGUCAAAGCACGUCUUGUUGGCCCUGAGCUGCAUGAUAGGCUGCUAUCUGCAGAGAGAGCUGUGACUGGGUACAAGGAUCCUUACACUGGAAGCACUGUCUCCUUGUUCCAGGCCAUGCAAAAGGACCUGAUUCACAAAGACCAGGGAAUCCGUUUGCUAGAUGCCCAGUUGGCAACCGGAGGUGUCAUUGACCCAGUCAAAAGCCAUCGUGUUCCGAUGGAUAUUGCCUGCAAGCGUGGGUAUCUUGAUGAUGAGAUGAACAAAAUCCUCUCAAAUCCAACCGAUGACACCAAAGGUUUCUUUGACCCUAACACACAGGAGAAUGUGACAUAUCGGCAGCUGCAAAAAAGAUGUGUCACUGACAAAGAUACUGGUCUGUGCUUGCUGCCCCUCUCAGAGCAAGCUAUUAAAGCCAAGGAAGAGCAGAAACACUCUGAAAUCCAGACUAAAGAGGCUCUGAACCAGGCUACAGUGGAGGUGCAAUCUGGACCCUUCAAGGGGAAAAGAGUGACCAUCUGGGAAAUCAUCAACUCUGAGUAUUUGACAGAAGAACAAAGGAUUGAGAUGAUUAGACAGUACAGGACAGGCAAGGUGACUAUGGAGAAGAUCAUUAAGAUUGUGAUUACUAUCAUUGAUGAAACAGAGACCAAGAAACAACAGCAGGUUAGCUUUAAUGGCCUGAGAGCUCCAGUCCCAGCCAGCUCAUUGUUUGACUCCAAUAUUAUUGACAAAGCUACAUACAGCCAGCUACAGCAGGGUAAGAAGACACCAAAGGAAGUCUCGGAAAUCAAUUCAGUGAAGAAAUACCUACAAGGGACCGACAGCAUUGCCGGCAUCUAUGUAGAGUCUACAAAAGAAAAAAUGACUGUUUACCAAGCUAUGAAGAAAAAUUAUAUAAGACCAAGCACAGCUCUUGGUCUGCUGGAAGCACAAGCAGCUACUGGAUUUGUAAUUGAUCCAAUCAAAAACCAGAUGCUCACAGUGCAUGAUGCUGUCAAGGCAGGUGUUGUUGGCCCAGAAAUGCAUGAAAAACUUCUCUUAGCUGAAAAAGCAGUAACUGGUUACAAAGAUCCUUAUACUGGAAAUACAAUCUCUCUAUUCCAAGCAAUGCAGAAAGAUCUGGUCCUAAAAGAACAAGCAAUUCCACUCCUGGAAGCUCAGAUUGCCACUGGGGGCAUCAUUGACCCAGUAAACAGCCACCGUGUGCCUAUUGAAGUGGCCUACAAACGGGGGUAUUUUGACCAAGAAAUGAGCAAGAUCUUCUCUCACUCUUCAAAUGAUACCAAAGCUUUUGUUGAUCCAAACACUAAUGACAAGCUAACCUACCAGCAGUUGAAAGAAAUGUGUAUUAGAGACCCUGAUACUGGACUAUGCUUUAUCCUACUUAAAAAGACAGAGGGACCGUCAGUGGUGGAAAAGACUUUUAUGUACACUGAAGAAGAAACCAGGAAUGAAUUUGAGAAAACCCAAGUUGACAUACCUCUUGAAAGCCAAGCUGGGAAGUCAAUGUCCCUCUGGGAUGUCUUGAACUCUGACCUUCUUCCAGAGGAGGAAAGGAGGAAACUACUGCAACAAUAUCAAUCAGGCAGUAUCACAAAGGAACGCAUGAUCAUUAUCAUUAUCGAAAUUAUUGAGCAGAGAGAGAUCAUUAGGCAUGAACAGAGCAUUACUUGCGAUGUUAUCCGACGCAGGGUUACUAUUGAAGAAUUAUACAGUGCCAGGAUCAUUGACCUUGAAACCUAUAACUUCCUUAAACAAGGAAAGAAGACCAUAAGAGAAAUCAUGGAAACUGAGAUUGUUAAACGUUACCUGUUUGGCACCGGCAGUAUUGCUGGUUUUCUGGCCUCCUCAAAGGAAAAGGUUAGCAUCUAUCAGGCAAUGAAGAGAGGUCUGGUUAAGCCUGAAGUAGCCAUUGGUCUUUUGGAAGCUCAAGCAGCAACUGGGUUCAUGAUUGACCCAGUAAAAGAUGAAAUGUUAACUGUUGACGAGGCUGUUCGAAAGAAUGUCGUUGGGCCAGAGAUCCAUGAUAAGCUCCUCUCAGCUGAGAGAGCAGUCACAGGUUACAGGGACCCUUACAGUGGGAAAACCAUCUCCCUUUUCCAGGCCAUGAAGAAAGACUUGAUCUGUGAAGACUAUGCCCUCAAGUUACUUGAAGCUCAGUUUGCCACAGGUGGCAUCGUGGACCCAGAAUACAAUUUCCACUUGCCAACAGAUGUUGCCCUGCAACGGGGGUACAUGAAUAAGGAAACGAAUGAGAAGAUUUCUGAUCCAAAUGGGGAUAUCAAAGGCUACCUGGACCCCAUCACACUGGAAAAGCUUUCCUAUGCUCAGCUGCUCAAGAGAUGUAAGAUUGAUGUAGGCACCGGCCUCCAUCUGCUAUCUCUGUCAGAUAGGAGGUUGAUGUUGUUUAAAGGCUUGAGAAAGCAGAUUACCAUAGAAGAGCUUGUGUGUUCUGAGAUUAUAGACCAGAAGACAGUUCAGCAGCUCCAGGAAGGUUUGACUACCAUUGAAGAAGUAAGCAAGCUACUUCAAAAAUACCUGGAAGGCACCAGCUGUAUUGCUGGAGUCUUUGUUGAAUCCACUAAAGACCGCCUUUCAGUCUACCAGGCAAUGAAGAAGAACAUGAUUAGGCCAGGGACUGCUUUUGAACUUCUGGAAGCACAAGCUGCUACUGGAUAUGUCAUUGACCCAAUAAAGAACCAGAAGCUGACAGUCAAUGAGGCUGUCCUGAUGGGAAUUGUAGGCCCUGAGUUCAAAGAUAAACUUCUGUCUGCUGAAAGAGCUGUAACAGGUUACAAAGAUCCAUAUUCUGGCAAAAUAAUUUCUCUGUUCCAGGCCAUGAAAAAAGGGCUGAUCUUAAAGGACCAUGGCAUCCGUCUUAUUGAAGCUCAGAUUGCCACCGGAGGUAUCAUCGAUCCAGAGGAAAGUCAUCGCUUGCCAGUAGAGGUGGCAUACAAACGUGGCCUGUUUGAUGAAGAGAUGAACAAGAUCCUCUUAGACCCUAGUGAUGACACAAGAGGUUUCUUUGACCCAAACACAGAGGAGAACCUGACUUACCUACAGCUCAUGGAGAGGUGCUUCACAGACCCUGAGACAGGCCUGGUCCUACUACUUCUAAAAGAGAAGAAACGGGAAAGAAAGACUUCCUCAAAGUCUUCUGUCCGCAAACGUAGAGUGGUUAUUGUGGAUCCCGAGACAGGCAAAGAGAUGUCUGUGUACGAAGCUUAUCGCAAGGGGCUUAUUGACCACCAGACCUACCUUGAGCUUUCAGAGCAGGAAUGUGAGUGGGAAGAAAUAACCAUCUCUUCCUCUGAUGGUGUGGUCAAAUCCAUGAUAAUUGACAGGAGGUCCGGUCGGCAGUAUGACAUUGAUGAUGCUAUUUCCAAAGGUCUCAUUGAUCAGUCUUCCUUGGAUCAGUAUCGCUCUGGCAGCCUCUCCAUCACAGAGUUUGCUGACAUGUUGUCAGGCAACAUGAGUGGGUUCCGCUCCAGAUCAUCCUCCAUUGGAUCCUCCUCCUCCUAUCCAAUGAGUCCCAUCCCAACAAUCAAGACCCCAGCAACUACAUGGAGUGACCCUACUGAGGAAACAGGUCCAGUUGCUGGAAUCCUAGACACUGACACACUGGAGAAGGUUUCCAUUACCGAAGCCAUGCACCGCAACCUAGUAGACAACAUCACUGGUCAAAGACUCUUGGAGGCCCAGUCUUGCACAGGAGGCAUAAUCGAUCCCAACACUGGGGAAAAGUUCCCUGUGGCUGACGCCGUGAAUAAGGGGUUGGUGGACAAAAUCAUGGUGGAUCGCAUCAACCUGGCCCAGAAGGCAUACCAUGGAUUUGAAGACCCAAGAACCAAGACAAAGAUGUCUGCUGCCCAAGCUUUAAAGAAAGGCUGGCUAUACUAUGAAGCUGGCCAACGCUUCCUGGAAGUCCAGUAUCUCACUGGCGGAUUGAUUGAACCUGAUGUGACUGGCAGAGUCCAGCUGGAUGAGGCCAUCAGGAAGGGAACCUUGGAUGCCCGCACUGCACAGAAGCUCAGAGACGUGAGCGCUUAUACCAAAUACCUGACCUGCCCCAAAACCAAACUGAAGAUCUCCUACAAGGACGCCAUGGACAGGAGCAUGGUUGAAGAAGGCUCUGGGCUGCGUCUGCUAGAGGCCUCUUCACAGUCAUCCAAAGGGCUGUACAGCCCCUACAACGCCAGUGCCUCUGGGUCAGCCUCCGGAUCCCGGUCCGGGUCCAGAACUGGAUCAAGAACAGGAUCAAGACGGGGCAGCUUUGAUGCCACUGGAACUCCAUUCUCCACGUCCUUCUCCUCAUCCUCCUACAGCUCCACAAGCUAUGGUCGUCGAUAUGACGCCGGGCCUCACAGUGGAGUGAACUUGGAUGAACUUGCACAAGCCCUCUCCACAUUGAGUAGGAACUGCAGUUUUGAAGAAAGAGCGAUCUUUACAGCAGUACAACCGCUGCACUCUGCAGUGGCAUAGUUUAUAGGAAACAUGUUAAAGAAACAAAAAAAAUACAUUAUUUAUUCUGCUCUACAUGUAGUUGAGUUUAUUAGGACUAGUGCUGUAUAAAUAUUACUACCUUUCUGAAUAGUAUUUCUACCUGUUCAUCCUCUAUUCUAAACCAAGCCAUUGGCUCAAAGGAAUCUGCAUUCAGUUAUUAACAUCUGUUUUGAUUGCUCUGUUUUACUGGCCUAUUUAGUUGUAGUAUUUUAAUUAGUUUUAACUUUGAAUGAAUAAUAUAACAGAUUUUUGUGACUGACUGCAAUUGUUUUAACACGUCAGUAUGAGAUAAUUUCCCACCUGUCGAUAUACUACACUUGAUCAACCUCUAAAACAUAUUCCAGCCUUUAUUUCUUCUAAAAAAAAAUAAA